UCUCAAACAAGAAUUUUAAAAUAUCAAUUUCCAUUAGCUAGAGUACAAAGAGGUACAGAUGCUGGUAAUACAUAUAUAAUCAAUCCAAUUCAAAAAAAUUUUAAUAUUAAAGCAAUAAUUCUUCAAGUAGAAACUAGUUGCGAAUUACCUAUCAGUCAAGCUCAAGUACCAAAUAAUAAUAGAAAUGUAUUUGUUCAAUUUAAUACAGGAUUCUUCUGGUUCAUAACAGCAUUGGAUAUUAAUGAAUCAUUAAGAUAUUUGAAAUAUAUGUUUAAUUUAGAUGAAAGAUCUAGAUAUAAUCUUGAUACUGUUUUUGCACCAGGACAUAAAGCUAUAUAUUUAAAAGACCUUAUACAACUAAACAAUACAGAUAAACCAAAUCUAAUACCAAUUCCUCCACCUAAAGAUAAUGAUAGACAACCACCCACAAUAACAAUUAAUACUCCAACUACAACUAUUAAUUAA
This is a messenger RNA of Racocetra persica, 465 nucleotides long. Lineage: Eukaryota; Fungi; Glomeromycota; Glomeromycetes; Diversisporales; Gigasporaceae. The record is from the annotation of a GenBank genome assembly.